Molecule: messenger RNA, 2784 nt
Organism: Cebus imitator (Panamanian white-faced capuchin)
Lineage: Eukaryota; Metazoa; Chordata; Mammalia; Primates; Cebidae
Gene: MOCOS
Product: molybdenum cofactor sulfurase
Exons: 15
Coding region: 84-2309 (741 amino acids)
Biological process (GO): Mo-molybdopterin cofactor biosynthetic process
Molecular function (GO): molybdenum cofactor sulfurtransferase activity
Source: RefSeq, a predicted model, not a curated record
GAGGCGAGGCGGGGGCGGAGUCGCCGUGGGCCGGCCUCGCGCAAGUCCGGGGCCCGGCCAGCCUGGAUGGACAACCCCGGGCCAUGGCCGGCGCGGCGGCGGAGUCGGGGGCCUUCGCGAUAUCCUGGGAUCCGAGCGCGCCGCGGCUGGCCUACGGCUACGGCCCGGGCAGCCUGCGCGAGCUGCGGGCGCGCGAGUUCGGCCGCCUGGCAGGAACUGUCUACCUUGACCAUGCAGGUGCCACCUUGUUCUCCCAGAGCCAGCUUGAAAGCUUCACUAGUGAUCUCAUGGAAAACAUUUAUGGUAAUCCUCACAGCCGGAACAUCAGCAGCAAGCUCACUCAUGACACUGUGGAGCAGGUGCGCUACAGAAUCCUGGCGCACUUCCACACCACCGCAGAGGACUACAGUGUGAUCUUCACUGCCGGGAGCACGGCUGCUCUCAAACUGGUGGCAGAGGCCUUUCCGUGGGUGCCCCAGGGCCCAGAGAGCAGUGGGAGUCGGUUCUGUUACCUCACCGACAGCCACACUUCUGUAGUGGGCAUGAGGAACGUGACCAUGGCCAUGAAUGUCAUGUCCACCCCAGUCAGGCCAGAGGACCUGUGGUCUGCAAAGGCACGUCGUGCUUCAGCCAACGACCCAGACUGCAAGUUGCCUCAUCUCUUCUGCUACCCAGCUCAGAGUAACUUUUCUGGAGCCAGAUACCCCCUGUCCUGGAUAGAAGAGAUCAAGUCUGGGUGGUUGUGCCCUGUGAGCACACUUGGGAAGUGGUUUGUGCUGCUCGACGCAGCCUCCUACGUGAGCACCUCGCCUUUGGAUCUGUCAGCUCACCAGGCCGACUUUGUCCCCAUCUCCUUCUAUAAGAUCUUCGGGUUCCCUACGGGCCUGGGGGCUCUGCUGGUCCAUAAUCGUGUGGCUCCUCUACUGAGGAAGACCUACUUUGGAGGAGGCACAGCCUCUGCCUACCUAGCAGGAGAAGACUUCUACAUCCCGAGGCCGUCAGUGACUCAAAGGUUUGAAGAUGGCACUAUCUCAUUCCUUGAUGUGAUCGCGCUAAAACAUGGAUUUGACACCCUGGAGCGCCUCACAGGUGGAAUGGAGAAUAUCAAGCAGCACACCUUCUCCUUGGCUCAAUAUACAUACGCGGCCCUGUCCUCUCUCCAGUACCCCAACGGAGCCCCUGUGGUGCGGAUUUACAGCGAUUCUGACUUCAGCAGCCCUGAGGUUCAGGGUCCAGUCAUCAAUUUUAAUGUGCUGGAUGACAAGGGGAACAUCAUUGGUUACUCCCAGGUGGACAAAAUGGCCAGUCUUUACAACAUCCACCUGCGAACUGGUUGCUUCUGCAACACCGGAGCCUGCCAGAGGCACCUCGGCAUCAGCAGCGAGAUGGUCAGGAAGCAUUUUCAGGCUGGUCAUGUCUGUGGGGACAAUAUGGACCUCAUCGAUGGGCAGCCCACAGGAUCUGUGAGGAUUUCAUUUGGAUAUAUGUCAACGCUUGACGAUGCCCAGGCCUUUCUCAGGUUCAUCAAAGAUACCUGCCUCCACUCAUCAGGAGGCUGGCCUGUCCCUCAGGCCUGUGCUGACACCUGGGAGGCUGGAGCCCCAUCAGAAGAGGGCCAGGCUGAUGUUGCACCUACUGUCAUGCGCAGACAUAGCCUCUUGCCUCGGGAAGAUGCCCUCACAGGCUCCAGGGUUUGGAACAACUCGCCCACUGCUGUGAAUGCUGCGCCCGUGGCCCCACUUGUAUGUGAUGUCACCAGAAUCCAGCAGACUCCUUCAGAGAAAGCUGCAGGAGUCCUGGAGGGGGCUCUUGGGGCACAUGUUGUCACUAACCUUUACCUUUAUCCAAUCAAAUCCUGUGCUCCGUUUGAGGUGACCAGGUGGCCUGUAGGAAACCAAGGGCUGCUGUAUGACCGGAGCUGGAUGGUUGUGAAUCACAACGGUGUUUGCCUGAGUCAGAAGCAGGAACCGCGGCUCUGCCUGAUCCAGCCCUUCAUCGACCUGCAGCAAAAGAUCAUGGUCAUUAAAGCCAAAGGGAUGGAGCCUAUAGAGGUGCCUCUUGAGGAAAAUAAUGAACGGGCUCAGAUUUGCCAAAGCAAGGUCUGUGCUGACAGGGUAAAUACUUAUGAUUGUGGAGAAAAAAUUUCAAGCUGGUUGUCAACAUUUUUUGGGCGUCCUUGUCAUUUGAUCAAACAAAGUUCAGACUUUCAAAGGAAUGCAAAGAAAAAACAUGGAAAAGAUCAAUCUCCUGGUACAGCAGCCACCCUUUCUCUGGUGAACGAGGGAAAGUAUCUGCUGAUCAACACAUGAAGUAUUUGGGACUUCACCAGUGCCUUAAACAGUGAUGAGAGUGGAAAGGAGGAAUUAUUCUCAGUGAAGGAUCUCAGCUUGCGUUUUCGUGCCAAUAUUAUUAUCAGUGGAAAAAGGGCUUUUGAAGAAGAGAAAUGGGAUGAGAUUUCAAUUGGUUCUUUGUGUUUCCAGGUUUUGGGGCCUUGUCACAGAUGCCAGAUGAUUUGUAUCGACCAGCAAACUGGGCAACGAAACCAGCAUAUUUUCCAAAAACUUUCUGAGAGUCGUGAAAGAAAGGUGAACUUUGGCAUGUACCUGAUGCACACAUCACUGGAUUUAUCCUCCCCAUGUUUCCUGUCUGUAGGAUCUCAAGUGCUUCCUGUAUUGAAAGAGAAUGUGGAAGGCCACGAUUUACCUGUAUCUGAGAAACACCAGGAUGUUACCUCCUAAAAAAAAUUUUUUUUUAGCAUACAUUAAAGUUUCUCCUUUACAGUGA